CCCGAACCCUCAGAUCACGGCCGAGCAGCGUGUGUCAGAGCCCUGGCGGACGUGGGAGCGAGCCUCGGGUCGCCACCGCGCCCGGGUGUGGCGCUCAGUCGGGCUCGGAGAAGCGGAGAGUCUGGCGCUGAGCAGCCUCAGGAAGUGGCCCUGCAGGUGAGGAGCAGGAGUUCACGUCCACGUCAGAUGGUCACUUGCACAGCGGCGGCCAGGGGAGUGGGGAAGAGGGCAGGCCCACAGCGCUGAGCCGGAGGAGCGUGCCGUCUCCCCCUGGCGCAGGAUGGGCCCCAUGGGCAAGCAGAGCCCCUCACCCGUGCCAGCCCCUGCGGGAGGGUCUUGCCUCCUCCUCCUCUUCUGCCUGCGCCUGGGCACCUCCUGUCCCCAGAGCUGCCAGUGCCCUGACCACGAAGGGGCAGUGGCCGUCCACUGCAGUGGGAGCGGCCUGCAGGAGGUCCCCAAGGACAUCCCCACCAACGCUGUGCUCCUGAAGCUCGACGCCAACAAAAUUGCCCGCGUCCCCGACGGAGCCUUCCAGCACCUGAGCCAGCUGAGGGAGCUGGACUUGUCUCGGAACGCCAUCGAGACCAUCGGGCCGGCGGCCUUCUCCGGCCUGGCGGGGGGCCUGCGGCUGCUCGACCUGUCGCACAAUCGCAUCCGCAGGAUCCCCAAGGACGCCCUGGGCAAGCUCAGCGCCAAGAUCCGCCUGUCCCACAACCCCCUGCACUGCGAGUGCGCCCUGCAGGAGGCCCUGUGGGAGCUGAAGCUGGACCCCGACUCGGUGGACGAGAUCGCCUGCCACACCUCCGUGCGGGAGGAGUACGUGGGGAAGCCGCUGAUCCAGGCGCUCGACGCUGGCGUCAGCUUCUGCAGCACCCACCACAAGACCACCGACGUGGCCAUGCUGGUCACCAUGUUCGGCUGGUUCGCCAUGGUGAUCACCUACGUCGUGUACUAUGUGCGCCAGAACCAGGAGGAUGCCAGGAGGCACCUGGAGUACCUGAAGUCGCUGCCCAGCACCCCCGUGUCCAAGGACCCCCUCAGCCCCGAGCCCUAGUGCCCGCUGAGUCUCAUCGCUGUGUGGCAGGUGGUGACUGACGCAUGCUUCUGGUGCUCCCUCGAGCAGGUGGCAGUCACAGCCGCUUCCGUGCAGGGCGCGCUCUGACAAAACACGUCCCCCAGUGGCACUGAGUCACUGCGGCGCCCUUCCAUCGGGUACGGUUAAUGCCAGGCCCACGGACGGCGGGGAGAGAGUGGCACUUGGAGAAAUGGAGUGACUUGCCCAUGGUGACACGGUCAGGGGAUGGUCCAGUCGGGACUUAACACCAGGCCAUUGGUCACGAUGUCCCUUCCACUCGGCACGACUCUCCCACGCGGCACCCGAGGGAGCAAGUGCACCCAGAGGAGGAAGGCUCGUGUCCGAGGGUGUGAGUGUCCCCCGUGGAGGACUGGGGUGCAGACUCACCUGUGGAAGGCACAGGUGACCCAACACUGUGGAACGGCCUCGCCCCCGUUUCGCUCGUGUUGCCCGGACCCGUCUGACCGCAGCACUCUUCCCAGAACUCAGCGGUAGAGCCCGGAUGGUUCUGGAGAGGGAAGGGAGUGAAAGGGGUUGCUCAAACUGACCUUUGAACAAUGGUGUUUAUUCUCGGAAUGUUUGCGAAGAGAGACACUUGUGCCCAAAUUUCAGCCCCGUGAGAGGGGACAAAGAACCCCAAACCUGAAACCAAACACCGUGGAGAGAACCCGUCCGACACGCCGACUCCCACCCUCUGUGUGCCUGGCGUGUGCGAGGGCCUGUCAUCUGUGCUCACCUCCGUGCCUUGCUGUUCUCUCUCCGACACACCAAGCAGCUCCUUCCAAAGGGCAGGGGGCCCGGUGUUCGAUGUCUCAAGGCCAAUCAACGGGACCCCUUUCUCCAGCAGCGGGCUCUUGCUCCCUCUUGCUCUCUCUCUCCACCUUUGCUGCCAGGACUCUCAGAGCUAAUUCAGUGCUCGGUUUUCUUACCUGCGUAACUUCAGGGUAGACAUUACCUCCACCUAUAUAACUCUGAUUCGUCUUUCCAGUUUUACUCGUUGCUGUCUUUUGUAUGUGUUUAUAGUUUACACGGCUUCACAUAUUUGGGUGGCUGGGGAUACACUGGUAUGAACUGCAGGUAGAAAGGACAGGAGCCUCAUCCAGCAGAAGCUCGGAGACGAUUAACAGUGGAGGGUGGUUUGUACUCGGAAAGUAAGGAGUGACUUGGGGGGAACGGACAUGGUGUCGCCUUUACCCGUUGGUCAGGACACCGAGCAGCUGCCUCUGGUGCCAGAAAGGCUCGUUGGAACAUGGUUGUGAUGUCCCAGACGUGGCGCAUUCAAAGGAAACCAUCGGCAGGUUACAAACACCCUCUGAUACCCGGAGGCCCUGUGCCCAUGUUCACGGAGUGGGGGCCGGGUGCACAGCAUGGCAGCGUGCACGGGAGGACGCUGCGCUGCCCGCUGCCCAGACCCGGAGCACACACAGGAGGCAGGGCUCAGCUCGGCCAUGGACGCCCGCCUGCUGCUCCGCAGCCACCAGUGCACAGGAAACGGGCAGCCUGGCCCACCUUCCCAGUGACAACUAGAGCCCAGAAGUCUGCCCACUUGUGUGACAAAUGCCCUGUGGAGCAGGUAGGCUGUGUGGCUGGCCGACUGGCGGGACACAGGCUCCUGGGUGGUUCGGGGCCCCUUCCCCACCCACCCCAUGUGCUCUUCCGCCAAAACCAACCCAGAGCCUGGAUGCCACCCACAUGUGGCUCUUUAGGGGUGCAUGGAAGGUAGGUGGGGAUUCUCCCCUCUCUGCCCCUUUGCUGGCCCCCAGCCCAAGGCCACCUUCCCCUUGGUGUGGACCCUGCGGGGAAGGGGAGGGGGGAGGACCUGCAGCACCAGAGGGCCUGCUCCCUCUCAUCCUGGGCCCAGCCCAAGGCUGCCCACCUUUCCGGCCUUUUGGGGCUCCUUGCCCUUUAUAGAGUCUCCCAGGGGAGGACACCUCCCUCCGAGGAAGACCACCAGGACCUCAGCUCCAAGAACCCCACCUCCUUCCUGCUCAUGGGAGCUCCCCCAUGGGUGCCUGAGAACCCUUUUGGGCACAGCCCUCGCCUCCUCUAUCCUUCCCCCUCCCUCCCUCUAACUUCUCCCCUCCCUGGCCCUCCCCGCCCUGGAAGGGACCUGUUGAGAUGAGGUUAAGAUGAUGCCCUGCCCGAGCCCGCAUUCUUUGCUGCCAUAUGUGAGCACAGACCCCUGGAUGCCCCCAUGGGUCCUGGGCCCACUCCCCCCCACCACCACUGGGUCCAGCAUUUGACCCCAAUUAAAUCUGCUGAGGCCGGAGUCCGGCUGGCCCAUCCAGGGGACUGGUGCUGACAGUGGUGGUAAUGUGACAAAGGGGGGCCUCAGUCCGUCCGUUCCAGUCGGGGGGCAGUGGGGCUACGGGGACCUCUGGCUCUUUUUGUUGUCCAGGUGACAGGCCCUCCACAGGGUCUGGGAGCUCAGGCUGGAUCAUCUGGGGGUUCCGUAUGGGGCAGAGGGGUGGAGCAAGCAGAUGGGCCCCAGCAGCUGCCCCAGCCCCGGGUCGGGGGCUGGGCCUCUCUUCCUUCCCACAGGAAAUGGGGGUCUCUUGCUCCCAGGGAGGCCUCAGGGCCAGAGGGGAGGCGUGAGGCAGUGAGGGGCUCAUGGGGCCCCACUGGUCUCCUUGUCUGAGGCGCACGACUCCUACUCCCCGGGUCCCAGUCCUCACCACGGAUACUCCUCCUGGAACCCAGGGCCCCACCCCCACCCCGGCCCUAGGAGCGCCUGCCCCAUGCUCCUGGCCUGAUUUUCCUUCCUCUUUGCUUGUUAGGCCCCAGAUGCCCACCUAGUCUCUUCCUUGGGUGGUUUCGUGGUGGGGGACGAGCCAAAGUACUUUGGGGCCCCCUGCAGGGCCAUGCUGACACACAAAGGGUGUCCCUGGUGGGGUGGGCUCUGGGGAUGGGAGGCCCCUGCACAGGAGGCUCCCAACUCAGCUCCAGGAGCCCCCUCCCCCGCUAGGCCACCGGAGGAGCCGGCUGGCCACAGGCUGUGGGAAGGCAGGGCAAGCACUGCCGGGCCGCGAGGGCCUGGGGCUGGCAGCCUCCCCUGCCCGAAGUGGCUCAUCCCAGGGAAGGGCCCUGGUUUUGGGGAAAUGCCCCUAAAGCCGGGGCACCGGGGACACCCUCCAGCCCACUGUCAGUGCUUUCAGUGAGGGUGGACGACAGUUUUAAUUUGGACCUGAGACUGAGGUUAAACCCGGGUGGGAAGUCACUCCAGGCAGGAGAUGGGCCGAGCUGUGGGGCUAACAGCAGGGGCUGCACAGCGGGGUUCCGGUUCCGGGUCAGCCCCAUGCAAUUGCCUUCACCUGAGGGCUAGAGAACGCAUGUUUGCAGAUGUCCCAUCAGAUGGGGUCUGGGGUGGGGCCAGCAUCUGGGACAGCUUCUCCCAGACAGUCAGCAGGAUGUCGGGGCAUCGGCCAAGCCAGGCCAGGAAGGCGAGGGGCCACCCUCCCAGGAGCUUGGAGCAGCAGAGGGGAGCCUGGGCCCUGCGUGCUCCGGGGCCUCCCGGUGGGUGCUGGGCACCGCCCCACCUGCUGGCCCGCUCUCCUGCCCUGCACUCCCAGGCUUCCAUGUAGCAGGUCCUCCAAAGAAGCGUUUGCAGGAGCCUCCGAUCCUGGACUGAGUUACCUGGGGGGAGGCAGGGCUGCUGGCACAGAAUGUUCCGGACAUGAGGCAGCUCCCAGCCGCGACAGCAGCCCGAGGUGACUCCGCAGCCCGAGGCAGCUCCUGGAGUCGCCUUCCUGGAAGUUCCGUCCAGAGUCUGAUUCUACCCAUAGUCUGUGAGCCCUCAAUAAACCUCCUUGUGCUUAAA
This is a messenger RNA of Phyllostomus hastatus (greater spear-nosed bat), 4892 nucleotides long. RefSeq names its product leucine rich repeat containing 3 (gene LRRC3). Gene Ontology annotation, cellular component: plasma membrane. Lineage: Eukaryota; Metazoa; Chordata; Mammalia; Chiroptera; Phyllostomidae. Gene Ontology annotation, molecular function: protein binding. The coding region runs from base 281 to 1054 and encodes 257 amino acids. The record is from RefSeq and is a predicted model, not a curated record. The transcript has 2 exons.